Molecule: messenger RNA, 6788 nt
Organism: Meriones unguiculatus (Mongolian gerbil)
Lineage: Eukaryota; Metazoa; Chordata; Mammalia; Rodentia; Muridae
Gene: Urb2
Product: URB2 ribosome biogenesis homolog
Exons: 10
Coding region: 800-5734 (1644 amino acids)
Biological process (GO): ribosome biogenesis
Cellular component (GO): nucleolus
Source: RefSeq, a predicted model, not a curated record
GCUGGUCGCUGCGGAGUUGCCGGGUGGGCGCCGGCGCUGCGAGUUUGGAGUUUGGCGGAUCCCGGCACCGGCCCGGAAGCCCUCUGGAGAGACGGGAGCUGAGGGGGCUGAGGGGGCUGCCCCGGGCUGAGGUCAUGUUUCCUGAGGGAACCCUGAUUGAGAAGAGAGCGCCGGCCUGGAGGCGCUCCUCCACCUGAGCGCACCCCGCUCUGAGGAAGACCCGCUUUAGAGAGAGCCCGGAUCCGAGGGAACCCUUAGCACGCAUUCCCCGGAGCGCACCUUCUCCUCCCCUGACAGCAGUGUGGUGUUUUUUUUCUGAGCUGAUUUGUUUACCUUAAUGAAAAAAGGAGCCCCGGGGAUGAUAGAAGAUGCAGCAUCCCCUGGAAAUGGAGUUGUGAGCUGCCAUGUUGGUGCCGGGAACUGAACUCGGGUUCUCUUCAGGAGUAACGUGCGCUCUUAACUGCUGAGCUGUUUCCUCAGCCACAACACCUAAUGUCUUCUUCCCCUCAAGAAACAUUACUUCCAAGUACUGCAUUGCUUGCUUAUUUGCUUAUUUAAUAAUGCUAAUCCUGAUACACAGCACAUUUUAGAAGCUUUGUGCUAAAUAUCCUCAGGCUUAAAUCAUGGAUGGUGACUGUCAUUCUGUGAGUAAUUUACACACUUGAUUUUUGCCUUUUUGAAUUCCCAUAUUCUAUAAGUGUGUGACGUUUAAUUACAGCAGUAUUUAUAAUCUAUCGUCUGCCUGCUUUUGCUGAAAUACAGUUUCAAAUUAACUAUAUAUUUGAGACAGCAUCUCACUAUGUGUUCUUGGCUGGCCUCAAACUUCCAGAGAUCUGCCUGUCUCUCCUUCCCGGUUGUACCCAAUAAAGUAUAUACAUUAGUGAGGGAUUGGAGAGGUGGUUCAACAGUGAAGAACACUGGCUGCUCUUACAGAGGACCUGGGUUUGAUUCCCAGCACUUACAUGGCAGCUGGCUCACAACUAUCUGUACUCCAGUCAGAAAGGAUCUGAUGUUGCCUUCUUGCCGUCUUAGGCUCCUGCGUGCAUACACUCAGGCAUAUACACAUAUUUUCCUUCUUUUCAAAGAUAGUGUUCAUUUUCUAAUGCCUAUUUGGUUAGGUCUUAUAAUAUUGUUUCCCCUUCUUUUUAAUUGUAGAAGACGUGUAGCAAUGGCUGCGAUUUAUUCUGGCGUUUCCUUUAAACUUAAAAGCAAGACGACUUCUUGGGAAGAUAAACUAAAACUAGCUCAUUUUGCUUGGAUUUCCCAUCAGUGCUUUCUACCAAAUAAAGAACAAGUUUUACUUGAUUGGGCAAGACAGUCAUUGGUUGCAUUUUAUAAGAAAAAACUCGAACUGCAAGAAGAUAUUGUUGAAAGGCUCUGGGUCUAUGUAGAUAAUAUUCUACAUAGCAAGAAACUGCAGAAUCUCCUUAAGAAUGGAAAGACUGUAAAUCUUCAGGUUUCCCUUGUCAAGAUCAUAAAUGAGAGAAUAGCAGAGUUCUCACUUUCAGGAUCUCAGAGGAAUAUCUGUACCAUCAUGAGUUGCUGCCAGGGUAUCCUUUCAGCACCUGCCCUUGCUAUCAUCUAUACAGCCAAACCAGAGCUGAUUGUGGCCUUGCUGAGCCAUCUCUGCUGGUCAUCCUGCAGACAGCCAGAAGGAACCAUGACAGCCAAGCUCUUUGAGGUCAUUCAUCUGGCUCUUGACCAUUACCUCAGACUUCAGCAACAACAAACUAACCCUAGGCGUGUCUUUGGGGACAUGACCAGCCACCUCCUCCAGCCCUUCCUAGUCCUGAGACACUUGCUUUUUGAAGGCACCUGGACGCAGCCUGGUCAGGGACAGCUACGGCAAGUACUAAGCCGAGAUAUCAGGAGUAAAAUUGAUGCUGUUCUUCAAGGCGGUGUUUUUCGACAUGAUCUGCUUUCGUCCUAUAAAGAGGAGCUCUUGGGGCACCAAGGGGACAUAAAGAUAGGAGUUCUGAAGAGUCUUCUCACUCCAAUGGAGACUGUGAUUACAAGACUGGUGGAGCCUGGUUAUGUCAAAUCAGACCUCCAUGCGUCGGUUGUGGCCAGCUCAGUGUCCUUGCUGUACAGACUCUUUCUGGACUCAUAUCUUAAGGAAGAAAACCAGUUUCUCUGUUUUCAGGCUCUCCCCAGAUUGUUUGAUUGUUUGCAAAUCUCACGCCUGCAAGCAGGGCAGAUGGAAGCCCUGUCCUUAGCAGACUGGACCACAGAGCUUCUGGCCAUAGAGCAACUACUAAACUCAGCAGCCACCAACAACAUCUACAAUGUGGCUGCUGACAGGAUCCGGCAUGGGGAGACACAGUUCCACUUUUACCGCCGUGUGGCCGAGCUGCUGAUCAACCAUUCACAAGCACCUGUGUCUGCUUGGUUUCGCUGCCUCAAGAUUUUGAUGUCUCUGAAUCAUUUGAUUUUAGAGCCAGAACUGGAUGACCUGUUGUCUUCAGCUUGGAUUGAUGCAGAAGUAACAGAAUUUCGAGCCAAAAAAGCCCAGGAGGUGCUCAUUAACACUGUCUUUCAGACAUAUGCCAAGCUUCGACAGGUACCACGGCUGUUUGAGGAGGUCUUGGGGGUGAUUUGCCGUCCAGCUGCUGAGGCACUGCGGCAGCCUUUGCUUGCUUCGGGCCCCUCUACGGCUCUCUGCACAUGCCUCUUGGAGCUGCCACUGAGUCAGAUUCUGGAUGCAUGGUCCCUUGUCCUAGAGAAGUUCCAGUCUUUAGUCAUGCCCUAUUUACAUAGUGAUACUGACAUGGCUUCGAAGGCUCUGUCCCUGAGCUCUCUGCUGCACUGCAUAAUGUUCAACAUGCAGACUCUGGACAAUAACAUGCCUUUGCCCAUCAUCAGGCGGACACAGUGCAUAAUGGAGAAGAUGCUGAAAGAGCUUGUGACGCCCCUUUUGGGCCUUCUGGACCUCUGGAGUCCAGAGCCUGAGCUGUGGCAGCAGAAGGUGAGUGACUCUGCACUCUUACUGUCUUACACCUGGGCUCAGGUGGACACUACCCUCAGUUUGCACUGCAGCCAGUAUUGCUCUCUGGCUGGGCCCUUAGCUAGGGCUGCUCCGGAUAUCUCAAGCCUCCCUUUGUUGCUACCAGGUGUGGAAACACAGCUUUGGAAGAAGGUGGAAAAGUGUAUAGCCCAGUCCAGGGCUCUCAGUAGGUACUGCUUAGAACAGCUGUACCUUCAGAAGGUGAAAAGGACUUUAAUGCAGACUAAUUCCCAGUCCAAAGAAGCCCUUCAAACCUUGAGGUCUGACACUGCCUACAUUCUUGAUUCUAGCAGAGACUGUUUCAGUCAAAAGUCAAUAGCUGCUUGGGAUAGGCAGGUGUCUACUGUGAAUGAGUCUACAUAUCCUGUAGCACACUGGCAUUUGAUUGUAUCAAACCUCGCAGUUUUAAUGCCCUACCUUUGUGUGGAUGAUGUGAGAUAUGUGGCCACUGUCUUAUUCAGAACGUUACCAGCAAGCAAAGCCCAGGAAAGCAUGGCACACAGUGAGCCAUAUGUCACGCUUGAGAAAGUGUCCACAGCCCUCCUCCACAGCCCUCUCUUUCCGGAGAUGCAGUCCCUCUAUUCUGUCUUCCUGACAUGUGUCAUUGAGAAGUGUUCUAGCAUUCUGUGCUCUGGUCCUCACAAUGACCUGCAUCUCCUUAGUCAGCAGCUCCCCUGGCUUUUCAAAAAGGACUACCACACGGUUGUGGCUCAUUGGGAAACCAAACUGGCAAAAGUUGGAUCUGAAGGUAUAGAGCCGAGAGGAGAAAUUGCCCACAAUUUCCUAUCCAUGGUCAAGAGUGGGUUUCCUAUCAAAUUGGAUGAAGAGCAGCUGGAAGGCCUCCUGCAGCUCUUGGACGUCAUCUCCACGCUCCGCCUGGACAGUCUCUUGCCACCUCACCAUGUGCAUUUUUUUUUCCUGCUAUUCUCCAUGGCUGUCUCCACAGUAGGGCAUUGCUCUUGUCCACUAGCUCUCCAGUUCUUGGUGACGUGCUACCAGCUCCUCAGUGGUCUGCAGAGGGGAAGGAAUGGCCGCUCUGUGUUCAGGGUCAUGUACGUUAGUGACAUCUUUGAGGUUGUGCUGACCUCACUGCUGCAAGCCAGUACUGAGUUUCAUGUUAGGGAAGAUGACCCUGCUUGGCUGCAGCUUCUUCAUGUGUCAGGGCUGUUCUUAGAGCAGCUAAUGCAAAUGCUUAUCCAAGUAAAGCUGAGCUUGGUGCUCAAUUUUGGAAAAAUCACUGCCUUCCUCUCAAGGUAUAGUAAGGGAGCUUCCAGCAAAGAAUUGAAAAUCCAGAACCUUCAGGGCAGGCAACUGCUUCUGGUAGCUCUGACCAAGUUGUGUCAAAGUUUGGAGCCUUGUGUUAAGGAGCGGAGGCAGCUGCUGGAGGCGCCGGGAGCACUGUCUGAGCUGCUGCAGCAGGCCAUGAUGCAGAUAGGUGCCAUACUGCAGCUCUGCUUAGUGCCUGGGACCACAGGCCACCGCCUGCCUUCAGUCCUCCUCUCCGCUCUUCCCACACUUUUAAACGUGGACCUGAGCCAACACCUCAGGGAAGGAGAGCCCCAAAUUGCCCAUGUGGUGGAUACAGACGCGACACGGCUUUCUCACGUGACCCUUUACCAGGAUAUCUACGCUCAGUUGCUGGAGGAGUUGCCAUCCCUGUCGAGGAACGCUCAGUCUUUCCAGGCAGCCUUGCAAUUUCUAACCCUGUUCCUUUCGGCCCCAGAGCUCCAUUCCAAGGAGAGUUCUGUUUUUGAUUCCAUCUUUUAUUCCGUGCGGAAAGUUCUUACAGGUCCAAGCAUUCCCGCUCCAGUCACUCAGGAUAGUGAACCUCACUUGGAAGCACUGCUUACCCAAAUGUUUGAGGCUGGGACAACAGAGCAUUUUGGGAUGGUAUUGCAGUCUGUUCUUCAGGGAUUGGAUGUCACUCAGGCGUGGAGGUCAGAUCUGCAGGUUGUUUUGUGUGCCAUUAGACUACUCACCCUGCUACUCAAAUGCCCACUUAGUGGAGAAAAGGCGAGGUUGCUGUGGCGUGCGUACCCCCAGAUCAUCACAGCUCUAAUGCUGCAACACCGAGAGGCGUGCCAGGAGCAGCCUGUGGCCCUGGUAGUGGUUGAGCCUAUUCUUGACGUGCUGGCUGUUCUGCUGCGGAAAGGGGAGGAGACCAUCAGUAACCCUCACCAUGUCAGUCUGGCCUUUAACAUCUUGCUCACAGCCCCUCUGGAGCACCUGAAGCCGCUGGAGUUCGGCAGUGUCUUCCUGAAGAUGCACAAUGUGCUGUUCUCCAUCUUGCAGUGCCACGCUAAGGUGAUGCUGAAGGCCAUUCCAUCUUUUUUGACCUCGUUUCAUAGACUAUUGUUUUCAGUUAUGCAUGAAGGACGGCAGAAAGACAAAGGAAGCAUGGAUGACCUGCCAGCGGUCCUUGAGUGUGCACGCCUGGUGGAAAGGAUGUAUAGCCACAUUGCUGCUCGAGCUGAGGAGUUCACCACGUUCUCCCCAUUCCUGGUGGCCCAGUAUGUGACAGAAGUACAGAAGGUAACCUUGUACCCAGCUGUUAAGAACCUGCUUCAAGAAGGAAUUUACCUCCUCUUGGAUCUCUGCAUGGAUCGUGAUAUCCAGUUUCUGCGGACCUCACUACAGCCCGGAGCACGAGAUAUCUUCAAGGAGCUGCACAGUGACUACCUCAAGUACCACAAGGCCAAGCAUGAAGGAGAGAAGAGAUACACUGCCUAGACCACCCCAUGGAAGCACAGUUUCCUGGGACACCUUGCAGAGGUUUCAUGGUUCAGAGCUGUGGAGGAUGUAAGGUCUGGAGUCCUCAUGCAUAUGGUCGACAACCAUGGGAAACCAAUACAUGCAUACGCACAGAGUCUCAUUGUAUGUCCCUGAGUACCCUGGAACUCACUAUGUUGACCAGCCUGGCCUUUAACUUACAGAAAUCUACCUGCCUAUGCCUUUUGCAUGCUGGGUCUACCUUGCCCACGUUGGGGAUUAUAUGUAUUUUUAUAGCUUUUUAAAAAAUUCUGAGUAUUUUUUAAUUUUCCAUCUCCCAGUAUGAUAAGACUUCAGCCUCAGGCUUCAUACAUACUAUUAUAACACUUUUGCCACUCAGCUACACCCUCAUACCUCAAUACAUCUUCUUAUAGCUAAGUGUGCUGUAAGAAACCCGGAAGCAGGCUCUGAGAUGGGGUGAACUUAAUGGGAAAAUUGCUGACGAUUAUGACUGGACCUAAUGUGGUCCUCGCCUUUCUCCCUCUCCUGGCUGGAAACUGUGGAACAAAAACAGUAUUUUGUUUCUGAUACAUGGGUUGUAAUUAAAUCCCAUUUGCCCUUUAAAUUAGACCACGUAGCACAGGUGCCGCCCUGCACCUUCCCUCCGAGGAGCUUGGUGGUGCUGGGGGAAUAGCCAGGGCCCUGGAUGGUGUGCUGUGCACUGUCUGGUAGGAAGGAGCUCUAGCCCAGGAGCCAGGACUUCUGUUUGUUCUGCUUCAGUCUGAGAAGUUCAUUAAGAAACUUUCCUACUCAGUUCAAGAAAUAACUGUGCUUACUACCUAAGCAAUAUGGUAAUGGUCUCAGUUACCCUUUAUUGUCGCAUAGAAAUGUCUGUUUUAGUCUCUUUGUUGUGUAUGUGUGUUUGUAUAUGUAUGUAUGUGUAUACACACACACACACACACACACACACACAUAUAUAUAUAAAAUCAAAAUGUGUUAAGGUUGCCUAAUGUUUUCUUUUAUAAUAGUUUUCUUUUAUAAGAGUCAAUAAAGUAUUUGUUAUUUUUUAAUGUUA